GUGAAAAGGGAAGUACAGAAGUUAUUAUAAGCACAUUUAAAACACAAAAUGGCCGCAUACACAAAGAUGAAAAUAUUCUACAUUUCAGUCGGGUUUUGUCUCAUUUUAGGUGUUGAAUGUGACCACAAUUGGUUAAACCAUAUAUACACUGUUCAGACUGGAGGAUCUGUCACCAUCCCAUGUUAUUAUGAUGAGAAAACCCCACCGCAGAAGAAAUACUGGCACUCAGCAAUUGAUUAUACAUCCAGAAACACAACAGAGGAGAAUCUGUCAGUCGCUGAUCAUCCUGAUCAGAGUGUCUUUACUGUGACUAUGAGAAACCUGCAGAACAAAGACACUGGACAUUAUGGUUGUGUUGUGGACAUUCAAGAACAACUAACUGUCACAUAUGGACUUUAUAUCAAGGUUCAGUCUGCUCCUGAUGUGUCUGUGGUGAGCAGCAGUGUAUCUGGACAUGAAGGUGGUGAUAUCAGUGUUCAGUGUCUCUACAGUUCUGAAUAUAAGAAUGAAGUCAAACGGUGGUGCAGAUAUAAAGAUCAGAGCUGUUACACAGUGGGGAGGACUGACACAUCCCAGAAUUCAUCAGUCCAGAUCAGUGAUGAUGGGAGAAGAUCCUUCACUGUGCUGAUGACUGGACUGAGACUGACCGAUUCUGGCUGGUACUUCUGCUCUGCUGGAAACAAACUGAAUCCUGUUCAUCUCACAGUCACAUGGCACAUGGAGCAUUUCUGUCUGUCACAGAACUAGAGGAUUUUUC
Molecule: messenger RNA, 757 nt
Organism: Labeo rohita (rohu)
Lineage: Eukaryota; Metazoa; Chordata; Actinopteri; Cypriniformes; Cyprinidae
Product: polymeric immunoglobulin receptor-like
Exons: 4
Coding region: 49-747 (232 amino acids)
Source: RefSeq, a predicted model, not a curated record